Molecule: messenger RNA, 416 nt
Organism: Effrenium voratum
Lineage: Eukaryota; Dinophyceae; Suessiales; Symbiodiniaceae
Source: the annotation of a GenBank genome assembly
AUGGAGAGCGGCGUGCUUCAUUUGACCAACAUCGACCCCGGCGCCGCGGACCAAAUCUACAAGCUCUUCUCCAUGAUCCUGUGCGCCAACACGCUGGGACAGGCGCUGAUGGCCUCGAUUCUCAAUCCGCCAGUGCCGGGUGAUGCCUCCUAUGCCCUCUUUGCGCAGGAGCGAAGUGACGUGCUGGCAAACCUCACCAAGAAGGCGCAGCUUGUGAGCCGUGAGCUGAACGCCAUGCCUGGGGUGCAGAGUCUGCCCAUCGAGGGGGCCAUGUAUGCCUUUCCCCAGGUGUACCUGCCUGAGCGAUUUCUGCAAGAAGCUCGUUCUGCGGGCAAGGCACCGGACAUGCUCUACUGCAUCAAGAUGCUGGAGGCCACCGGCGUGAUCGUGGUGCCGGGCAGCGGCUUUGGCCAGAG